This is a messenger RNA of Lolium perenne, 1976 nucleotides long. RefSeq lists its product as uncharacterized. Lineage: Eukaryota; Viridiplantae; Streptophyta; Magnoliopsida; Poales; Poaceae. The record is from RefSeq and is a predicted model, not a curated record.
AGAGACAGACAACACAAGGAAGGAAGGCCUCAAUCCGUCUGUUAAUCAUCCUAGUCCAUCACCAAAGAGUAAACAAACCCGAGAAACCCUCGCCGCCGCUUUCCCCCCACCAUUACUGCCCCCGAGAGGAAGGCACAGCUCCCAGGCGAGGAGGCGGCUCUGCCUGCUGCUGACUGCCGAAGGAGAGGGAGAUGCAGCGGCGCCGGGCGCAGACGUGGGCCGGGGUCGGGAAGACGGCGCAGGCGGCGGCGGCGCACGCCGCGCUCUUCUGCUUCACGCUCCUCCUCGCGCUCAGGGUCGACGGCCGCACCGACUACUCCUGGUGGAUUAUAUUCAUCCCGCUAUGGCUAUUCCAUAGCGUCGCCGCCCGCGGAAGGUUUUCAAUGCCAGCCCCUUCGCUGCCUCACGGGCGACAUUGGGCUCCUUGCCAUUCCGUCGUCGCCGCGCCGCUGCUGAUCGCGUUCGAGCUGCUUCUCUGCAUUUAUCUUGAAAGCGUAAGAGUUAGAAAUCAACCAGCUGUUGAUAUGAAGAUUGUGUUCCUCCCUCUGCUCACCUUUGAAGUGAUCAUUCUCAUCGACAAUUUUAGAAUGUGUAAAGCUCUAAUGCCAGGAGAUGAAGAAAGCAUGAGCGACGAAGCUAUUUGGGAAACACUUCCUCAUUUUUGGGUCGCAAUCUCUAUGGUGUUUCUUAUAGCUGCUACAACCUUCACACUUCUCAAGUUGUCUGGUGAUGUUGGUGCUUUGGGAUGGUGGGAUUUAUUUAUAAAUUAUGGGAUUGCGGAGUGUUUUGCUUUUCUUGUUUGUACAAGAUGGUUCAAUCCCAUGAUUCAUAGGCCUCCCACUCACGGGGAGGCUAGCUCGUCGUCAACCGCGAUUAGAUAUCGUGAUUGGGAGAGUGGUCUUGUCCUCCCAUCACUGGAAGACCAUGAACAUGAGAGAAUUUGUGGCCUUCCAGACAUAGGAGGUCAUUUCAUGAAAAUACCUCUGGUGGUUUUCCAAGUUCUGCUUUGUAUGCGGUUAGAGGGUACACCACCUAGUGCUCGCUACAUUCCUAUAUUUGCUCUUUUCUCCCCACUAUUUAUUCUACAAGGAGCUGGUGUCCUAUUUUCACUAGGAAGAUUGGUUGAGAAAGUUGUUCUGCUACUGCGUAAUGGACCAGUUAGUCCUAAUUACCUUACCGUAUCAUCAAAAGUCCGCGAUUGCUUUGCUUUUCUUCAUCACGGUUCAAGGCUUCUUGGUUGGUGGUCUAUCGAUGAAGGGAGCAAGGAAGAGCAGGCCCGGCUGUUUUAUACUGAAUCUAAUGGGUACAACACAUUCUCAGGCUACCCACCUGAGGUAGUAAAGAAAAUGCCUAAGAAGGAUUUAGCAGAAGAGGUUUGGAGACUCCAAGCUGCAUUGGGAGAGCAGUCUGAAAUCACGAAAUCUACUCAGCAGGAAUAUGAAAGGCUUCAAAAUGAGAAGGUACUUUGUAGGAUUUGCUAUGAAGGAGAAAUAUGCAUGGUCUUACUUCCUUGCCGGCACAGAACUUUAUGCAAGUCUUGUUCGGAUAAGUGCAAGAGAUGUCCAAUCUGCCGUAACCCCAUUGAUGAGCGCAUGGCUGUAUAUGAUGUUUAAACUUCACUGACUGGUCUGAACAUUACAAAUCUGUACAUGUGGGCUGUGAGAUGUCGUGCAUAUGGGGCUCGAUCACAACUUUAAGCUGAUUGAGAUCUGCACAACUUCAGAAAAGUUUAGCAAAUAUGGGGAAAUAUAUCUUGUCUAACCAAAAGGAAGGAAAGAUAGCUGCUGAGCGGUUUCUGGUCCCAGUUAUGUUCUGUAAGUAUUGUAAGUAUGCCAUCCUUGGCUUUUGGCUUCUUUUUGUGCCUCAUAGAUGUUUCAGUUUUACUUAGAUCGUGUUUCACUGUAAAUAAAAGUGUGUCCAUGUUGUUUGAAUACUGUGCUCCUUGGCCUUGAGUGAGAAAAAGUGAAGUUCUCCUA